AUGCGAAGGAUCCUCCUCUUCAUCCCCACUAUGCUGCUGGCGACCAUUCUGGUUUUUGCCCUGUUCUCAAUCGUUCCGGGGGAUGCGGCGGUUUACUUGCUCACGGGUGAAGAUGCCGGUGGGCGCGUUACUAACGAUGAUUUCGAGCGCCUGCGGAAGGACCUGGGGCUGGAUCGGCCCAUCUACGUGCAAUACGCUGACUGGUUGUGGGGCGUGGUGCGCGGCGAUCUGGGCGAAUCCCUCUACUACAGUGAACCUUUUGGUUUGGAGUUGGUCGAACGCUUCGCCAGGACUUUCGAACUGGCUGUGCUUGCUAUCGGGAUGGCGUUCGUAGCCGCCGUUCCGUUAGGAAUCUUAUCGGCGAUGAAGCAGGACACUGGCGUGGAUUACGCCAGCCGAGUGAUUGCAUUGCUCGGCAUCGCGAUGCCGACCUUCUGGAUUGGCGUGCUGGUGAUUUAUGGCUUGGCCUACGGGACGGGCUGGCUGCCUCCGUUAGAAUACGCCCACCUGUGGGAUGACCCCUGGCAAAACUUGCAGUUAAUGCUGCUGCCGGCGGCGGUGGUCGGAUUCCACGACAUGGCAUUCACGGCGCGGGUAACGCGUUCGGCGAUGCUGGAAGUCAUGCGGGAAGACUAUAUGCGCACCGCUCGCUCCAAGGGACUGCGCGAGUGGGUGGUAGUGGGCCGACACGCGCUGAAAAAUGCUUUGCUGCCGGUGAUCACCGUUUCCGGUUACCAGUUUGGGCGGUUGCUGGGCGGAGUAAUCAUCGUGGAGCAGAUAUUCGUGGUGCCUGGUGUGGGCAAGUUCCUGAUCGACGCCAUCAACCACCGCGAUUUUCCGGUUAUCCAGGGCGUGAUCCUGAUGACUGCGGCAGUGGUACUGCUGCUGAACCUGAUUAUCGACAUGCUGUACGGCAUUCUUGACCCCCGCAUUCGAUACGGAUAG
Geodia barretti is the source of this 945-nucleotide messenger RNA. Lineage: Eukaryota; Metazoa; Porifera; Demospongiae; Tetractinellida; Geodiidae. The record is from the annotation of a GenBank genome assembly.